ACAGAGUUAUUUUUGACAACAUCAAAAUAACCACUCAAGUGUCAGAUUUCAACCAAAAGUUAAAAUUAACCACGAAAUGGUUCACAGCCUAACUGAUAUAAAUUUCGAUUAAUUGAUUGCUAUUAAUCGAUUAGCUCGAUUAGUGGAACUGUCGUUAAUCGAUGACAAAUAUUCGAUUACUUCUUAGCCUUUUAUCGAUUAUUUUGAUUAAUCGAGUAAGAAAAUACAUCACUAGACGUCAAAAUGAUGAAUAGCAAUGCAUUUCUGUGAAUAGUGUUUACUAGUACAUCAAACUUUUUAAAUAGGUAAGCAAUUUAUGCUGUUGCACAUACUUCGACAAAAGAAUAGAUAAAAUAAGUGAUUCCAUUGUUGGUCUUGUUUUUAAGAGAUUUCGUCUACGUGCAACAAUGUCUUCAAAGCGUAAAUCCGAACCUGUUAAGAAACCAGCAAAACGAAACAAGAAAAAAGUCGAUGAAGAUUAUAGUUCAGAUCUUAGCGACGACUAUAAAGCUGAUGAUAUACCAGUAGAGGAAGUCAUCAUUCCAUCCGUCGUAGUUAGUUUAGAACAAUUACCCAAGGAGUUGUUGAAGACUUAUGAUAAAGAACCCGGUCAACUACUCAUUUCUGGCAUGAUAACGUGGGAUAUAACAGGAAGAAAAACAGGCCCAAAAGGAAUAACGAAAAUUCGUCCGAAUCUAUAUUCGUUUCAUCGAUUUACGUCUGACAUGUAUCGUUCAGCGGUCAGUGGAUGCAACUCUGCACAUUCCGUACUUAUAAACAUGGAAAGAAAAGUUUUAACCUUUGGUCGCAACUCUUUUGGUCAGCUGGGCCAGGAUGAAUUAAAGACAUACGAGACUCCGACGUUAGUUGAUGGCUUGGAAGAUCUGAAUAUAAUUCAAGCUGCGUGUGGAAAAAAUCAUACUCUAUUUUUAACUGACACUGGAACCGUUUUUGCAUGCGGUGAUAACAAAAGCGGGCAAUGCGGUGUUGGGAAUUCGCAACUAUCCAUCUUGAAACCAACUCGUCUAAAUUAUUCUGGACCACCUAUAAUAAAAAUUGGUUGCGGUGGCGAUUUUUCAACUAUACUUGAUCUAAAAGGAAAUUUGUAUUCCUUUGGGUUACCAGAGUAUGGUCAACUUGGACACAAUACUGAUGGAAAAUAUUUUAUCACUUCUACAAAAAUGUCGUUUCAUUAUAUAACAUCACCCAAGAAAAUUGUUCUGUACGUAGAAAAGACUAAAGAUGGCCAUGCCACUCCGGUUGAUGAUGUGAAAAUAGUAGACUUUUCAUGUGGUACUAAUCACACGGUAGCAAUUGAUUCGAAACAUAGAGCAUUCAGUUGGGGUUUCGGAGGAAUUGGUCGACUUGGUCAUGCGGAACAAAAAGAUGAAAUGAUUCCAAGACUUAUUAAGUUCUUUGACUUCCAAAACCGGAAAGUACAACGUGUUUUCUGUGGAGCCUCAUAUAGUCUCGCUACAACCGAUAUUGGAAAUUUAUACAUGUUCGGUCAAAAUAAGAAAACUGGCGAAGCUAACAUGUACCCCAAACCGGUGCAAGACUUAGCAGGAUGGAAUAUCAUAAGUAUUGGAACUAGCUUUACUUCUAUUGUUAUAUCAGCAGAUGAUUCCUUAAUAGCAUGGGGAGCAUCACCAACAUUUGGAGAAUUAGGCUUAGGUGAUUUACAAAAGUCAUCAGCAUCACCUAAAACAGUAUCCCGUUUGGAUGGCAUGAAGAUUCCACAAGUAUCAAUGGGUUAUUCGCAUACAUUAUUACUCGUUAAUACAGAACACGAAUUAACUAAACAAAAAUAUGAUGCAUUCCAAGAAUUUACAAUAGAGUAAAAAUGAUUAUCAAAUACCUAUACUCAAGCAGAGUCUCUGAAAAGAUUUUUCAUUUUUUGUACGUAUAUUUCAAAUUAAAUUACAUCCCGUAAGCUAUAUAAGUAUUUUGCAAACUUGGCUGAGCAUGAACAAUGAAAUAAAAAAAGAUAAUAUCCCUAAA
Molecule: messenger RNA, 2001 nt
Organism: Malaya genurostris
Lineage: Eukaryota; Metazoa; Arthropoda; Insecta; Diptera; Culicidae
Product: protein RCC2 homolog
Exons: 7
Coding region: 408-1841 (477 amino acids)
Source: RefSeq, a predicted model, not a curated record